CACCAACACCGAUGCGCUUUCACUGCGGCAGACGACUACACAAUGGAGACUACUGAGCAACUCGACGACGAAAUCAGCGACCUGCAUACCCGGAUAGCCACUUUGAAAGCCCACCGCGCGAACCUAUCUUCCGUCCUCUUGUCGCAACCCCACCUCGCUGCGCGUCUCCAUAGUAGCGGUACACACAACAAGCCUGCCGACGAUACGAGUCCAAUCAUCACACAGCAGUCGAAACGCAUCCUCGAGAACACCUAUCGCGCCUGUGCUGGCGUUACUGCAUACAAAGUCAAAGAUCCCGACCCACAUGCGCUGAACCAUGGCAACAUUCUUGGCGUUAGCAUAGAUGUGCCACUCAGAGGCAGAUUCGUCGAGACAUAUCACGUCUUGCUAAGCGUCAGACAAAAGGAUGAAAAGACUAUCCUAAGAAUCAACAAGCACACUAUUCCACCAUGUAUACCUCUGCAGCAAUUGUCCGACAAGUGGCUACCCACGGGGGGCAAAGACGAAGAGAAUGAUCCAGAACAGGACUUGGUGCAGUUUGGGAGACUGCUGCGGAAGGAGCUGGUGAGCUGGCACUUGCGUGUCAACGCUUUGGAAGAGUUACAGAAGGAGGCUGGUCUGGCAAAACCACACCCGAACAGCGAAACUGAGGGCUUUGCACCAACUGGAAACAUCUUGAACGCCUUCGUGAGCGAUGAUGAGACGAGCUCAGAUGUCGAGGAAGCCGAAGACGAGACUGAUAGCGUACGCAUACUGGACAUCGAAGCCGAUGCUGCUGUCAGGCAAAUCACUGUUGUCUGGUCCGACAGACGAACAGCGGUCAUGUCCGUCACCAAAGAUGGGAGGAUUGAGAGGGCUGUGUGCAGGACAAGAGAUGGAGUCCGAGAUGACGUCUUCAGCAGGAAGGCCAUAGGUCCCAUCAGUGGCUUGGUCCGCAGACUACAAGCAUGAGUAGACGAGCGAAGCCUGAACCAGAUCUUCUAAGCCUUUAUGAAAGCUCGGCUGCUGGGCACGGCGUUCAUGAUUUUUACGAUACCCAUUGAUAGCGAGUCGUUCAUCAUAUUCAUCAAGCGCUCUCUCAACUAAAAGGUCACGAACCCAGGCUUUUUGUUCUACACUUCUGACAAGGAAAUCACGCGACUUCGUAACGAUCCAUACAGACAGCCUAUCUGCUGUGAGAUCUGGUAGCGUCAUACUACGGGUGCGCAUCGCUCAUUUUCUGUUACCAAAUGCUGCAAGGGCACUGCGAAUAUCGGACAGUACAUCGUUUGCUCACGACGUUGAAUAUUCUCCAAGUGGUGUGGAAGUGUUACAGUGCAGUGAAAGACUGAGCGCGCAUUGGCCACACUCUUUGGAGGGCUGAUAACACCAGUGGGGAUGAUCCCUUCCACCUUUCACGCGACCACGCCUUUCUCGCCAG
Molecule: messenger RNA, 1420 nt
Organism: Alternaria alternata
Lineage: Eukaryota; Fungi; Ascomycota; Dothideomycetes; Pleosporales; Pleosporaceae
Exons: 1
Coding region: 43-951 (302 amino acids)
Cellular component (GO): kinetochore; Mis6-Sim4 complex
Source: RefSeq, a predicted model, not a curated record